UAUGGACCUGCUCCUGAAUAUUCAGCUCGUUUGGACUUCGUCCUUUUCCUCCUAAAUUCCAGUUUGUCUUCCACCGUCGGAAGCAAGCUCAAACCCUCCCUCCUUCCGUGGAAUCAUCUUCUCCGCCAUCGCCGACGCAGGAGACUAUGUAUCCACCGCCACAUCUGCAGUCGUUGCCUUGUCUCCAUCGUAGUCUAUGACGGAAGCUCCGUCGCCAUUGUUUUUCAUUUUCUCGAUUUCAUUAAUUUUUUCCUUGAGAAGUUUUCAUUCGCGAAGGCUUGUGAGUUACAGUUAGGUCUGUGGAACUGAAAAUUUUCAUCUCUACCUAUGUUCAUUCAAUCUGGAGUGGUCAGUACAUUCAGGCUUGUGAGUUACCGUCGCCAAUGUUGCUUCAUUUUCUCAAACCUUACCAGGCAUGGCUGGUUUGUCUUUUGAACAAAUCAAAUGGGAAAUGGAAGUAAAUGACACUUCAUUCGAUGCAAGGACAAGUAAACAACAACUGUGCAAGCAUAAUCACAAAG
Linum tenue is the source of this 521-nucleotide messenger RNA. The record is from the annotation of a GenBank genome assembly. Lineage: Eukaryota; Viridiplantae; Streptophyta; Magnoliopsida; Malpighiales; Linaceae.